Molecule: messenger RNA, 955 nt
Organism: Culicoides brevitarsis
Lineage: Eukaryota; Metazoa; Arthropoda; Insecta; Diptera; Ceratopogonidae
Product: ninjurin-1-like
Exons: 3
Coding region: 35-706 (223 amino acids)
Biological process (GO): cell adhesion; tissue regeneration
Cellular component (GO): membrane
Source: RefSeq, a predicted model, not a curated record
CUUGAGGUAAAACUAAGAUAAUUUUUAAUGAACUAUGGGACGAAAAUCCAAUCAACUUUUGGUUUUUAUCAACCAACGAGACGACUUCCAAUCAUUUCUCGGUAAGUUUUCUUCUCAUAAAGUAUGGAUUUCUUUAAUUUUUUUCUCAUUUCAAGCAGAAAGUCAGUCUCAUCCAAUAAUUCGAUCAAAUCACAUCACAAUGAUGUCUCUAAUGGCUGCCUGUGACAAAACUGAAGACUCAGAAAGGCUCAAAGACGUUGAAUCGCAAAUUGUGAUGAAAAAAAUUACUUUUUCGAAUAGCUCGCCUGUUGAUGAAGUAGAUGCCACAAUUAAUCGUGUAUCAAUUGACCGUCAACCUUCGUUAGAAAAGUUGCAGUUUAAUGCGAAACGAGCGAUUGUCGCUGGAAUGCUCGAUAUUACUUUGCUCACGAGCAAUGCGAAUCAAUUAAAGUACAUAACGGCACACGAUUUCAACGCGACGAACAUUUCCAUCAUUUUUCUCAUAUCGUUAUCUCUCUUUUUGCAAGUCUGUUCCGGUCUAAUGAUGAUUUACAAGCAUAGUGUCGUUUAUGCUGAUGGAAGUAAGCCAGCAUCGAAAUGUAUCGAAGUUACAUUGAUCGCUUUUGUCUUUCUCAUAACAGUCAUCAAUGUUGUGGCAUCAGUAUUUGCUCCAAAUGUUGCAGAUUCGCCUUUAAGACGAUUUUAGCUUCAAAUUUCUCUCAAAACUUUCCUUUCCAACUCCAACUUUACACGUAAUUCCUAAAAUCUACGACGAAAAAAAAAGUGAAAGGCUCACCUUGGAUUUUCGGGUGUCGGAUCCUGUCCCGUUACAUUGUGAUGCAACGCAAUGAAGACACUGGCGAGCGAACUGGUUGCCUGUAAUGCAAAAAAAAAUUAUAAUUUUCUUGUAAAAUCUUGUAAUAAAAUCCUUGCUACUUGUUAUUAUCGCUGGAAU